Messenger RNA from Solanum pennellii, 1226 nucleotides. RefSeq lists its product as uncharacterized. The transcript has 8 exons. The coding region runs from base 144 to 851 and encodes 235 amino acids. Lineage: Eukaryota; Viridiplantae; Streptophyta; Magnoliopsida; Solanales; Solanaceae. The record is from RefSeq and is a predicted model, not a curated record.
UAUUAUAUGCCUUCUUCUAUAUGGCUGUCUCUAUUAUGUCAAGCCACUUUUCUCCUUCUCCUUCCCCUGUAAAAUAACUUGGUUUGAUCAAAUAUCAAUUCCCAACAAGUUCAGUUUUAAAGUUGCUGGCAAACAUAAACAUCAUGGGUGAUGGUCCUCGAGGAAUAGAGGUGUUUGAAGAUCAUUUUCAAGCUUCAACAUCUGGUGAAGACCCCAUGCAUAGCCCAGAUUUAUCUAAAUAUAUUGGAAGUAAUGAUUCUUUAAGAUCCAUUAGUAGAUCGUGGACUAGAAGAAAAUUGAAAGGGGCUGCUUCAAUUUUGAAUAUGUUUAGCCUCAACAAGCUACCUUGGAUGUCUGGCACAGAUGGUCAAGAAAAGGUAGUCUUAACUGCUGCAGAAGUAGAAUCUCUUCGAUCAGAACUCGGUGCUUUGGAAGAAAGAGAAGCUCAUUGCAAAGCUCAAUUAGAACACAUUGAUGAAGUCGUACGGGCUGCACGACUUUCGGGGUAUUUGGACAUGAGAAUGAGAUGGGCAACUUUACCUGGAGAACCUCUUCCGGUCGAUGACACUGAUGUUGAUGAUUGGCUGCCUAGAUUUUUUGUUCUUCAGGGAUCGUGUAUCUUCUGGUAUUCGUCAUGCACAGAUCUAAGCCCCCAAGAUUCAACCCUUCUAUCUGAUGUAGUUGAAGUUGGAACCUUACCUUGCCUGAUACGAGACAAUGAGGACAAACGAUAUUGCUUUUAUAUCUCAACUCGUUAUGGACUGAAAUAUGAAUGCUCUAGUAUUUCUAAGAUAAAGGUUGAUUCGUGGUUGGAAGCAUUACGGAGUGAUUGCAAGCUGCGAUCUGACUGAACAACUAUUAAUGAGUUGAUUAUGACUUGACAUGAUCUGCUAUUAUCAGCAACAACAUCACCAAGUAAGCCAGGAUUCGGAAGCAGAAACAUAUAGCCAGUGCAUUCUGUAGAUAGUCUAGCAUACAGUCAUUGUACAGCGUUGAGGUUAACAUUCGAUAAAAUUAGUUUCACAGAUGCUAGGGAUUGGGCUGAUCUUGUCAUCUACAACUUUAAUCUUGGUAUCUACAUAAUGAAGGAAAGCUUGUUGUGACUCUCUGUGGCAAGGCAUGUUUAGUACUUGUUGGAGAAAAAAUGAAUGAAAGAAACAUGUUCCAAAUGCAAAUAUAUGUUGCAAAUGAGAUAACCCUUUUAUGGCAAUUUCUUGAUUUCUUCA